UUUUUGCGCGAGGAGCGACUUCAUUUCUUCUUGCAAGAAAAGACGAGGCUAGGACGGCAUGGCGACUAGGACCAUCGCCGAGGCAUACGACAAGGAGGCCAGGGGCGCCGACCUCCAGGAGAGCCUGGCCAAGAUCCGGCACCACACGGGCUCGAAGCUGCCCAACCAGCGAGCGCCUGCACAGCUCCUCGUGGCCAUUGAGUCGACGCUCGCCGAGGAGGAUGGCCAAGGUGCCGGUGCCAGCACGUCCCAAGGGGCGCAAUCGUCCAAGGCCAGCCCCACGGAGUACUUCAUGGCGCUCGAGGCGACUCUGAAGCGGGCCGCCGAGACGACGUCGUCCUCUGCCGGCGAUGCCGGCUCGCUGCUGUCUUCGACAAUGUACCUUCUCACCCUCGUCACGCCGCAGGUCUCUCCAGGCGUGCUUAGGUCACAACUCUCCAACCUGCUCGAGCCACUCGGCGCGGUCCUGGCCGAAGCCUCGGCGGCCUCUGCUAGCUCCGAGGGCCACGCUGCCCUCGUCCGGUCUACCCUGGGCGUUCUCGAGCCCCUCUUUGUCGCCCUCAAGUCUGAUCGUGCGACCCUGGACAGAAAUCUGCAGCUCCGUGGCUGCUGGAACUCGGUGCUUGGUCUGUGCAUGGACGCCCGCCCCAAGGUCCGGAGGAGAGCCCACGACCUCGUCAACCAGGUUCUCCAGCCCGCGUCUGGCGAUGCCAAGCCGCAUCCCUACGCCGCAAAGACGGCUGAAUGGGCCAUCUCAGCCCUGGAGCAGGUGGCUUCAUCGUCUAGCGGAGGCUCCCGCAAGGCCGACAAGUCACAUGCGCCCGUGUACGAUAAGAAGACUGGGAGGGCAAAGGAGCCAGAGGCAGCCGCGGCCCUUCGUCAGAAGCAGGCCGAUGGCGGAGCCAAUGCCGGCAUCUGGGUCUGUGGAUUCCUCAAGAGCCUGGCAUCUACACUGCCUGCCAAGUCGAUCGCCCCUCUGUCGAGCAACUUGAUCCGGCUCGUUGGCCAGCAGAACCCUUUCCUCACCACCGCAGCGUUUGAGGUCUUUGAGAGCCUCUUCCGGACCUCGCGGCCCGUCGACAGCGCCACUGCCACGACGACCUCGUUCCCGCUCUCUGCCACGCUCACUACCAAUGAAGGACAGAAGCUCGUCGAGGGCGGGACACUGGAUGCGACGCUCGACGCCCUGUGCUCGCCCGCCGUCGCACCCUCGGCAGGCGAUGCGCAGCUCAUUCCUGCGUAUCUCGGUGCACUGGAAAACGCAAUGGUGGCUGCCUCUCGCAACUCGUCGAAAUGCUGGGCCCGUGUGCCCAAGAUCUGGAACGACGUCCUUUCACUGGCCCUCUCGAACAAGUCAAAGGCCAGCAGGGACUCGCACCAGGUCCGGGUUGCAGGCAGGGAUGCUCUCUGUGCCCUCGUUCGCUACUGCAUCCCUGACGCCGCCAUUGACGAGGCCCUCGAGACGCAGGACGGCGACCUCCUGAACCUCGUCGAGUCGCUCAGGGACAGCCUCGACAAGUCGGCACUGCGCUACUCGCACGCGCGGCCCGAGCUCCUGUCGGUCGUCACUGCUCUUGUUCUCCGACUCCGCUAUCGCCCCAGUACCACUGCUGGCUCGCGGUCGGAGCCCGCAGCUUGCCUGCUGGCGCUUCCUCUGGUCCAGAUUGUGGCCGAGCUUCGAGCGCAGCCCAAGUUCGAGCACCGUGAGCACGCCGAUGGCGUCAUCGGGGCUGCUGUCGAGGUCUGUGGUCCUGCCACUGUCCUCGAGAUUCUGCCGUUGGGCCUGCUGGGCGAAAACGGCAAGGAGGGCGGUCGUGCAUGGUUGCUGCCCCUGAUGCGCACGAGGAUCACCAACACGCAGCUCAAGCACUUUGUCUCGAGCAUGGUCCCCCUCUCCGAGUCUCUCUUUGAGCGACGCGCCCAGGCCGAACAGGCGUCAAAGGCCAUCGAGGCAAAGGUCUUUGAAGCGCUCACUGAGCAGGUCUGGGCCCUCUUCCCCGGCUACUGCGACCUGCCCACGGACCUGGCCGAAGCUUUUGACAAGAAAUUCCUCGAGCUUCUCGCCAACGUCCUCUACUCGCAACCCGCCCUUCGACCAAGCAUCUGCCGCGGGCUCCAGCUCCUCGUUGACCGCAACGAGUCGCUGGCCAGCUCCGCUGCUCCCACGGCCGUCCUCGUCCAGUCGUUUGGCCUGACGAGCGAGCAAGGAAAGGCGAACCUGAAGCAGCUCUCGACGAUUGCCUCGAGUCUCCUCGCUGUGCUCUUCAACGUCUUUUCCCAGUCGCCCUCGGAGAGCCGGGGCUACAUCCUCGAUUGCCUCGUCGCCUACCUCAGGGUCAUGUCGGCCCAGGACAUUUCCAAGACGUACCAAAAGGUCGUCACCAUGCUCGACCAGUCGCUGCCUACGCUGGCACCAGCCCGGGACCGCGACACGGGUCCAGGUGCUAUUCCACCCGUACCACUGACGAUGCUCGACCUGCUCGGCUCACUCGUGCCAUUCCUGGGCGAGACGGAAGCGUUGCAGCUCUUUGAAAGGGCCUGCCAGGACAACAUCCUCCGUAGCGCCGAGGCUGGUAUCCAGAAGAAGGCAUACAAGCUGCUUACGAAGCUCAUGGAGGGCAAGCACGGCCGUACCGUUCUCCGCGUGGACCAGCCGGGCGAGGACCGGGUUGGCGAGACGCUCACGAGGCUCAAAGACAGCUCAAAGGCUGUGGCGUCGGGGGCCAAAAAGGAUCGCGUGGGCCUCUUUGCGGCCCUUGUUCCACUCAUCCCUCCUACCGAACUGCACCACCUCCCCUCCAUCAUUCCCGAAGCGGUCCUGGCAACAAAGGAGGCCAACCAGGGAGCGAGGGAGCUGGCGUACGAGCUCCUCGUCGGAAUGGCCCACAAGAUGCUCGGUGGCGGUGCCAUCAAGCGGGACCUCAUCGACGGUGCUGCCGACGGCGACGAGGAGAUGCACGUCGUGUCCGCCAGUCUCAACGAGUAUGUGACCAUGGUCGCCGCUGGUCUCGCCAGCUCGUCUCCGCACAUGAUCAGCGCCACCAUCACCUCGCUCGCCCGGCUCGUGUACGAGUUCCACACCGAGCUGCCCCGGGAGACGCUGACGGAGAUCCUGGCGACGCUCCAGGAGUUCCUGCGCAGCUCCAACCGCGAGAUUGUCAAGAGCACCCUGGGCUUUGUCAAGGUCACGACAGUCAGCCUGAGCAGCGACCUCGUCGACGAGCACCUCAACACCAUCGUCCCUGCACUGCUGAGCUCCAGCGCCGAGCACGGACAGCACUUCAAGACAAAAACGCGGCACAUCUUUGAGCGCCUCUUGCGGCGUUUUGGCUACGAGCGCAUCCUGUCGCUGACUGACGAAGACAACCGUAAGCUCAUCAACAACAUCAAGAAGCGCAAGGACCGGGCCAAGCGAAAGAAGGCUGCACGCGACGAGGGCGACGAGGGCGCCGAGGACGAGGCGGCGACGGGAGCGGGCCAGCGCAGCCUCAAGAACGUGGGCGCAGACGCCUUUGAGGAGGCCAUCUACGGCAGCGGAUCCGACAUCUCGGACUCGGACGAGGAGGAGGAGGCCGGUGGACGAUCCAGGGGAAAGGCAGCCGCCCAGCAAAGCAGGCGAGAGCAGCGGCGUAAAAAGGGCCAGGAGUACAUCGUCGAGGACGACGACGAGCCCAUGGACCUGCUCGAUCGCUCGGCCGCGGCAGGCGGGCGGAUCACGAGGGAGCACAACGUGGCAAAGGAGCAGAAGAAGCGAAAGGACCUUGGCUCUCGCUUCACCCUCGACGAGGAGACUGGCCGCAUGAUGAUUGACGACCCAGAGGCACCGUCGGCGGGCGCAGCAGCGCUCGACGAUGCCGAUGUGGAUGGCGCUGGACGCGCAUACAUGGACCGCGAGAGGGGCACGCACGGCUUCACCCAGCGCGACGGCGUGAUUCGGCUCAACAAGAACAACAAACGCAACCGAGAGGCCGAUGCCGAGAUGGAAGAGGAGCAAAUGGCAGCUGAAGAGGCAGCGGCCGCACAGGAGCAGCAGCAGCAGCAAGAAGAGACGGCAGCACUGGCGGCGGCAGCAGCAGCAGCACAGAAGAAGGCACAAAAGUCCAAGCCCGCCAAGCAGCGCGUUGGGCAGGAGUUCAAGGCCAAAAAGGCUGGGGGCGAUGUGACAAAGGGCGGGCAGAGCCCCUUUGCAUAUGUGCCGCUGGGCCAGAUUGGCGGAAAGAAGGGCAAGGCGGGUGGCCAACACAAGAUGAAUAUCCUGGCAAAGGACAAGAAGAGAAGAAGGACGUAGUACCAUUCUACCUACUUACUGCACUGUACCUGAGGCUUCUUCUGGUUCACGGAAUAAUUCAUGAUGGGAUAACGAAAGACCGCGUGGUUCGGCCCUGAUCCAUGACGUCGAAAGCCCGACGACGCCCACAUGUGGAUUUGGGG
Molecule: messenger RNA, 4431 nt
Organism: Acaromyces ingoldii
Lineage: Eukaryota; Fungi; Basidiomycota; Exobasidiomycetes; Exobasidiales; Cryptobasidiaceae
Product: NUC173-domain-containing protein
Exons: 3
Coding region: 59-4288 (1409 amino acids)
Source: RefSeq, a predicted model, not a curated record